Molecule: messenger RNA, 5800 nt
Organism: Amyelois transitella
Lineage: Eukaryota; Metazoa; Arthropoda; Insecta; Lepidoptera; Pyralidae
Product: carbohydrate sulfotransferase 11
Exons: 8
Coding region: 219-1355 (378 amino acids)
Biological process (GO): carbohydrate biosynthetic process
Cellular component (GO): membrane
Molecular function (GO): sulfotransferase activity
Source: RefSeq, a predicted model, not a curated record
GGCGCGCCUUCCGACGUGAACGGGUGUCCCGGGCUGACAUUGCAGAUUUCGGCAUUCACGCUGAACGCACCGAGUGUUUUUAUUUAUAAACAGUGAUCAUUACAAUUUCAUUUAUGAAUGAAAGUAACUUUUUAUGAGCUUGACGGAGAAUGUGAGAACCAGUGAGCUACGGUUACAGGAUGUUACAUAAAUUUGCGAUAGGAAGUUGAACCAACAACAUGGGUAGAAAAAAUUUGACCGUGAUGCGUCUGGGGAGGUGCAUAGCAUUCCUCGCGGCCGCUGCCUUCCUCCUACCUUUCACCAUCUUGCUGAUGGUGGCCGAUCAACAGUACCACCUAACCUACAACACUAAGCGGGUGUUUUAUCAAGAGAGUGACUUCUAUAAAAUUAACGGGACGUAUUACGCGUCCCCAUACGCGGUAACCACUCCCACAUUACCGCGGACUCAGUACCUUUUCGAGAAUGGCAGCCAACACGAAGGUUUACUAACCAGAGACAAGUUCAUGGAAGUGAACGCGAGGAUGGUCGCCAGAAGGGAGUUUCUGAGGAGUGAAUGUGCCAGGCUCGGGCUGGACGGCUCCGGACAUAAGGCGUACGCUUGGGAGUACCUGAUCAAUAGGCAGUACCAUGUUAUUUGGUGCAACAUAUUCAAAGCAGCCUCCACGUCUUGGAUGUACAAUUUUAAUCUAAUGGCUAACUACACCGCUGCAUUCCUAGACAAAACCAGGGUAGUUCUCCUAGAACUAGCCAGAAAGAAGUACGCCAGGCCCACAGUGGAGAUGAUCAAGAAGGCACAAGCGGAUUCCAUCACGUUUCUGAUAGUCAGGCAUCCAUUGGAAAGGCUGGCGUCUGCGUAUAAUGACAAAAUCGUUCAUGCGUGGCCCAAGUCUUUCCAUGACAAGAUGGGGCAGCGGAUUAUCAAAAAAUAUCGAAAGUUACUCAGCGGCGACGAACCCGCGCCCAAAGAGAGGUAUCCCGUGUUCGAAGAGUUCGUAGCUUAUGUUCUGGACGAGUGGAAAGCAAAGAGGAUGUUAGACAUGCAUUGGACGCCUUACUCACGGUUUUGUACGCCUUGCAAGUUUAACUUCGACGUGAUUUUGAAGUUUGAAACAUUAGACGAGGACCAACGCUUCCUGAUACAGCUAGCUCGUCUCCAAGACGUGGUCAAGCCUGAGUGGCGCAACAGCGGUAAAGGCACCAACACAUUGCACAACAUGAACCAUCUAUACUCACGCCUCACGAGGAAACAGCUCGACGGCCUCUACAACUUGUAUAAAAACGACUUCUUACUCUUCAACUACACCGUGCACAAUUAUUACGACGUAGUCCAAGAGGACACAGAGACCAAGGGAUGAACCCUUUAGAGACGACUGAAUGCUUCAUCAUUUCAUUAUCACGCGUGUCCAGCAGACAUCGAAUGUUGAUGCUUUCAUCAAUGGCUUGAAGACUGAUUGAUGGACUGGUCUGUCGACUGAUCCAUAUUGGAAAGAAAAUCAAGACCGUAGACGUCGUACGUCAAUUUUUAUAUUUGUUAUGGCAUAGACAUAUUUUGUGAUACGGACAAAGAGAGCGCAAUCCAUUUUCAAAAUUGAAGUAGAAGGAUUAUUAAAAAAUUGUAUGGCUUAUUUUCCAUCUCAUGUACGUACAUGUAGUAAUUAUGGAAUAGAAGUAUGUUCUCACCCCAACAUACAAAUUAAAAGAUCAAAGUUUGUUGGAAACAAUUUGCCCACAACCGAAGUUCCAAUUUCAUGCACGCCAUGUUUAAUUAUAGCUUUUAGUAAAACGUUUUGUGAUAUCCAAUCAACAUUUGCCUUAAUUACCCCUUAGAUAACGUUAUGUUUGCUUAUCUGUAGCUAUAUUUGUACAGAUAUCAAAACUUUGUGAUUAUUUAUUUUGUUUAAACUAUUUAUUGUACAAUGUAUUUUUUAAGAGCAUGGUAACAAAAUGUUUGACCCAAGUUAUUAAUAUCAAUACAAUUACGAUUUAUAACAUAUAAAAAAAUGUGCACAAAUCGUGAAAAGUGGAAAAAUGUGGUCUCUGCCUAUCCCUCAACGAAAGACACGUGAUUUUAUGUUUGUAUGUUAUAACUACCCAAAUAAAGGCAUUUGUAUUAUUUAUCAAGAUUUGAUAAUGUGCAAUCAUACAUAAUUAUUAAGUAUUAUGUAUGAUAAAAUGCAUUAAUAAAAAAAAAUUCUUCAUUACCCAUAUACUCGUAGGAUAAAUUUGACGUGACUUUCCGUAAACAUAUUUUUAUGAUUGACAAAAGAUAAACAAAAAUAAAUUACAAUUAAAAUUUAUCAUGCCUAUUGAAUCGAAAGUUACAAAUGAACUAUUAAAUUUCAAGAAUGCAUAAUAAAUGUGUGCACUGUUUAUGUCCAAAUUACUUUGAAACUUUUUAGCAAUUAACUAAUCCGUCAGUUCCUCAUUAAACAUAAAUUCAUAUAUAAGCAAUAUUUUGUCAAUAAUAGUAAAAGCGUGAGCAUGGUAUUACGUGAGCAGAAAAAAUAUUUAAAAUAAGUAUCAUGUAAAAAACUUUAAACGACUAUUCCCUGCAUUUUAAGAAAUAUUUCAGCAGAGUACGCGUUGCAUAAUAAUUAAUAAAAAAUAUUUAGCAAAUUAAAAUAUUACGCCGAGUCAUUACUUCAUAAUCUUAGUAAGUUUUUCUUACCAUAUCUGAUUACUUAUAACAUUCAAAAGAUAUCUUAAUAAAUUAUGACAGAUUCCAUACGUCCUUUGAAUCAUUAUUAUGUGAACAAAUUGCUAAUACUUAAGGCAACCUGUUACGGUUCGGCCAGACUAGACUAGGUUGAAAUAAAUAGAAUAGGCGUGUUUAGCUGUCGCCAUAGAGAAUCAUGUAAAUAUGUUUUAGUUUUGUACCGCAAAAUACAAAUUCCUUAGUGCUUCCAUAAGAUAGAUUUAUGGUCUUAAAUUUAAGAACUUAGGUAAUGUAAAAGACAAAUUAGAAUUUGAGUGAUAUAUUCCUGAUUUUUCGCUAAUUUUAUAUACAUAAUUGUUGAAAUUAGUUAAUUUUAAUGUAUGUUUCAUAGUUAUAUGAAUGAAACUUGUUAUUGUUCUAUCGUCUGUCUUUGCAAUGGUACGAAUGAUGCAUGAUUUAUUAAAAGAUUUAAUAAAUUAAGAAGGGCCCUAACGGACUUGUAACCUUGGUCAUAUAAAUACUAACAAAAGACCAACAACACUAUUGUAAAAUAAGUAGGACCAACCGCUUGACAUGCUUCCGUGAUUUAGGAUAUAUUUGGUACAUAUCCUUCGGAAAAUUUAAGAUAAUUAUCACCUUAAUAGCUGUUAAGCGGUUCACUUAUAUGCUAAUAGGGUUGCACUUUUUUAAACAAAAACAUAACAAAACUCAGAUGAAAAUACUAGACAGCAAUAAAUCAGAGAGGCACAGAAUUGCCAUUUCGUCUCAAAAACAGAACUUAAUUUUUUUUGUCGGUUAUUUUUACCAACACAUUUCUUUAUCAAUCGUAUCAUUGCAACAGAUUACAAUCAAAAUAAAUACGAAGCAUACUUUCGUAUUGUUGAAAAUCCAUUAAAUGUACAUGCUUUGUAAACAAAAAAAUUGGUAGGUAUAUGAUUAUCUUGUAUGUUAUUGACUUCAAUAAAAAGCAAAUGGCAUGCAAGAUACUGGUUUCUUAUAUUGAAUAUUAUUACCGUUGUGCAAGUUACUUGAAUAAAUUUAACUAGUAUUUCGCCACCAACUUAAACGUCGCGAACAUUUUUAUUUUUCAACAAAAUUGUGAAUAUCUUAAACACGACUGAACCCAUUUUGUUGUCCUACAAUUUGAAAAUUACAUUAAAGGAAAAUUACAAAAAAAAAUGUGGAAAUAUCAAUAAAAUAGGUCAUUAUGUAUUUUUAGAAAAGUGCUUUAAGUAAGAUGUAAAAAUCUUACUUUUUUAUGCAAUUUUGAUAUUUGUAGUUACAAUGUUUCAUUAUUCUUGGCUUGCAAAACGGUUCUUUAACUUGGUAAUCAUUAGAAAUAUAGGGUGCCAUCCAUUUCAAUAUGUUAAAACAAUAUUAACGAUAAGUACAAAUUCUAUUCCUAUUUAUAAGGAAGACGAAAGUUGAUAACAAUAAAUGUCAUACCACAAAAUAUACUUUACUACUUUAUACGCAGUCCAGUUGAAUGUUGUAAGUAGGUAUGGAAAAUCUUCAAACAUACAAAUGUUUGACAAAUAUUUUAACAGUUACCAUACCUAGCUAUUAAAUUAUUUUGCGGUUUGAUGCUAAAUGUGAAAGGGCCUUUACACUUUUUUUGUGGGACGAAAAGUGAACCCAUGUUACUUAAUAAUGAUAAGAAUCGUGUCACCUAUACUUUAUGUUUACAUUUCUUUGCUAAAAGUUUAUUAGGUACCUACUUAUAAUAUCCGGCAUUGAUCAGACUUUCAAUAAAAUGAGAUUUUAACUAAUGUAGAAUAGAAACAAAAUAUAAUCGAGAAGCCUUUACAAAAAUCACUUUCAAGCCAUUAAUAAUAGUGAAAUUUUAUUAAUUUUUAAAUUGUUUAUUUUUUAUAUUUACUGUUACUUGAUUCAUUUUAUUUAACUAUCAUAACUUUAUAAUACACGUUAAAUAUUUGCUUGUUGUUUUCUCAAUUUAGUAAGUAAGGUAUUUUGUAUUAUAUCAAUUAUAAAUAAAGUCUAUUCAACCUUUACCACGGCACUUAUUUUCGCCGAUGUAACAUUAAUUUUUUUUAAUAAUUUAUUUAAGUACAUCAUCUAUUUAAAGUUUUUUAAACAUUAAAUGGAAAUUGCAUUACAAUUAUUUAUAUAAAUAUCGUUUGUAAACUGUUGUAUGUUAAAGUAUAAAUGAGUUAUUAACGAAUGAAUGAUAUAUUGUAGUUGAUAGUUAAAAAUGCAUUUCAGACAUUCAAAUAGGUAUAACUACUAAACUUUUGCUCUCUCUAAGAUUUACUUUUUACGUUACAACUAUUAGUACCUAUAAAAGACGAUCAAGGCAUUUGAAGUUAUUUAAAGCAAAAGUAUUUGGACUGUUUUAGACGAAGAGGCAAGUUUUAGCAAAUUUACUAAUACAAAUGGUUUGACAUACAUAAUAAUAGAGGUAGAAACUUCUUCAUCCCUAUUAGGGCAGACAGAACUCUUACACACUAAACUGCUGUAAUUUUAGGUCAUCGAGAUGAGUUAAAGAUAAAAAUUGCCAACGAUAUAAAACACGGACACCGAACAACUUUUCUUAAAGGAAUACAAUGCAUUAAAAACCUUAAAAGAGAAUCCUUUCGUAGUCCGUCCUUUUGUCAAGAUUCUGUUUAGAGCUCUUACUACGUUAGACCAGUCAGUCAUAAUUUUCUGGGCUGUGGCGAAAAAAAAAACUUGUUUUUCACCACACCAAUAAGAACAUAAUAUAUAAAAAGGUUUAUACUUCAAAGUUUUACCAAAAGUUAUAAUUUUCUCAUGUUUAUGUAGAAAAGUUGUUCAGUAUCCAUUGCCGCGUGGGUCUGAUGUCAUGAAGAAAAGUCAUUACUCUUUUUUGCUGUACAAAACAAUGCACAUAGUAAUCAAUUAUUUGCCCUUAAGAAGAGUUAGUAACGUAUGAAAGUUAGUUAGUAUGGAAUGAAUAUUAGACCAAAAUGUAAUGGCCUACGAAUGUAACUGAAAUGGUGCUAUAGUCCUCUAGAUUUGAUCUCAUAUCAAGUGAGACGUGCAUGCAGUAAUUUAAUGCUAUUACGUGAGAGUUGUGUUAUAGAUUUCGAAAAAUAAUCGGUUGUGUUUACAUAUUGUUAUAAAAUAUUCUUAGUACUUAUAGAAAAUAAAUUACCUAUUUAAUAU